Molecule: messenger RNA, 1741 nt
Organism: Aspergillus heteromorphus CBS 117.55
Lineage: Eukaryota; Fungi; Ascomycota; Eurotiomycetes; Eurotiales; Aspergillaceae
Product: mitochondrial 37S ribosomal protein uS4m
Exons: 3
Coding region: 34-1488 (484 amino acids)
Biological process (GO): positive regulation of translational fidelity
Cellular component (GO): mitochondrial small ribosomal subunit
Molecular function (GO): structural constituent of ribosome; rRNA binding
Source: RefSeq, a predicted model, not a curated record
CGAACAGCAGGCUACACUCCCCAGCGCGCCAUCAUGAGGAACAGGGCCACCACGGGGCUGAAGAAGCCGAAAAUCCGGCAAUCAUGGAGCAAAUGGAACUUGUAUAACAUGCAGCGAUUCAGGAUGAAGCCCCCCCACGUACGAACCCAUUUCCAACAGAAAUGGGACGCCAAGUCCGUCGCUCGUAACUACCACGGCGAGCAGGUCUCCGAGAAGCAAUGGGCGCGCAUGUUCUCUCCCCGCAUCCGCAGCGUGGUGUCCAUGAACGCGCGGCAACUGGCCGAAGAUGACGGUUCUAAAAUGUCCGCUGGACGCGGUGCCGGUCUGCAUCAGACGGAGGAGGAAGCCUUUAAACAGGAUGAAAAGCCGAUCCCGUACGCACAAAUGACCUUCGCCCCCUUGGAGCGUCGACUCGAUACCGCCGUCUUCCGGGCCAUGUUCGCCAGCAGUGCCCGCCAGGCCCGUCAGUUUGUGAUUCAUGGCGCCGUGACCGUCAAUGGCAAGCAGAUGAAAUACCCUGGUUACCUGCUUAACCCCGGCGACCUGUUCCAGGUUGAGCCCGAUCGUGUCAUGUACGCCACCGGUGCCCCGAAAGACAGGAGUGACCGUCGAGAGAGCCGUCUAGCGAAGAAGGCGGAGGAGGAAGCCAAGGCACGGGAAGAGGCGGCCGCGGCGGAGGACAAGGAGCAGGAGCCCGCCGAGGCUCAGCCCGAGGAAGAACAGCCGAUGGACCCGCGCGACACAUUGAAGGCCCUGCUGUUCCAGGCCAAGGAGAUCCUGUCCACCGAUAAGAGCACACUUCCCGCCAAACGCAAGCAGCAGCUGCGUGGGUUCCAGAAGGCCAUCAAACGCGUCCUGUCCCGCUCCGAAUCGAGCACCAUCCUGACCGACAGUCUCGAGGCCCAGUUUUCCCAACUGACUCUUCUUCUCAAGGCCAAGAGAACAGAACAGCAAACGGACGAGAAGGCAGAGAAGGCAGAGAAGGCAGAGAAGGCAGAGAAGGCAGAGAAGGCAGAGAAGGCAGAGAAAGCAGAGGAGGCGGAGAAGGCAGUGGAGGCAAAGAAGGGAUCCGAGGAGUCCGAUGAGCUCAAGGUGCCCAGGCCUGCCGAGUCUGAGUCCAAGCCCUCUACCAGCGACAAACAAACUCUACGUGACAACCUGUCGGAAGCGUUCCUCCAGGCUUCCAAAAACCAGGAGGUGGAUAUGACCCAGCUGGACGAUGAAGAGUUGGAAGUCCUCAAGCGCGCACUGGUGCAGAUGCGCGAGAACCCGAUUGAUCACAGCAAGCCGUACGCCACGCCCUGGUUGCCGCGCGACUACAUGUCGGCCUUCGCCACGAUCCCCCGUUACUUGGAGGUCAACCACAACAUCUGCGCAGCCGUGUAUCUGCGACACCCGGUGGCUAGGCCCGGCUGGUCGGAGGUGCCCUCGCCCUUCUCCGAUCAUGUCGGCACGAUGGCCUUUACGUGGUACCUGAGACGGCGGUAGAGGCCUGAAUUUCUUGUAAUAAUCUGUCCCCCCCCCCCCUGUGAUUGACGGCUUUGAUUUCUUUUUCUUUCGAUGUUCUGCGGGCAUGUUCGCCAGUGUUGUGUUACUGGGUCUCUGGUAUGGUUGUUUGUUAGAUCUCCUGCAUGUAUCGAUCUCUCUCUGUGCCUGUUCCCUGGAGGGAAGGGCAAAAGUCAUAGUCAUGUUGCGACGGUGUUGGAGCUGGAUGAGCACAAUGUACAUCAUCAAUUGAAUA